AUGGUCGGCCCCCUUGCUACAUGGCCAGCCUGGCCGGAAUUUACCUCAAUCCCCAUUGACGAAAAAUCCGACGAUCUCGCCAACUACAAAUCCGCCAUCAUCCAAGAAUACGGCCAAGAAGCCCUAACCAAGAGUUGGCUCAAGGUCUGCUCCGAGCUAGAAAAAGUCACAAAGGAGAUUCGCGAAAAGGGAAAUACAGUCAUUCCGGAAAUCUCGUAUAGCGAUCUACAGAGUUUGAGUGUAGAGCAGAAAGAGGAGUAUAAGAAAGUUGGAUGUUUUCUGAUUAGAGGGGUUGUUGAGAAGGAUGUGGCGGAGGAGUGGUUCAAGGAUUUGAAGAGUUAUGUCGCUGACAAUAAGGAUUUGGUUACAGGAUGGCCCGUGGAAACGCCUGCGAUUCUGCGCAUGUACUACAGUCCCACUCAAAUGGCGGCGCGCUCACAUCCAAACUCGCUCAAAGUCGCCCGCGAACUUAUCGGCUGGKGGCAUGACAAGGAAGAGCCCGAGAAAUCACUUGAUCCUCUGACCUAUGUUGAUGCGGUCAGAAUCCGACCUCCGGGAUCGCCCUUCUUCGGCCUGGGACCUCACAUCGAUGCCGGCUCACUGAGUCGGUGGGCUGAUUCUACAUAUCGUGCCUGCUAUGCACCUGUCUGGCAAGGUAAUCCAGAAGAUCUGGAUCUUUAUGAGUUGUCACUUCGCAAAAAGGCAAACACAAGAAUGUUCCCAGGCAGUGCACAUUGCAGCGUCUUCCGCGCUUUCCAGGGUUGGACAUCACUCACGACGACGGGUCCUAGUGAAGGCUCUCUUCUACUAUAUCCGCACAUCCAGUGGGUCAUGUCCUAUGUUCUGCUACGUCCAUUUUUUAAAUCCCCAGCCUCUGGAAAGGAGGAAGACAUAAUGGAUGCAAGUAAAUGGACAUUUGAUCCCGACACUCCUUGGUUCCCGGGUACAUUUCGAUUUGACUCGCAGCGACUUUCAGCGGCUUCACAUCCCCAUUUGCGUCUCCGAGAGUGUCUUGUUCAUAUUCCGCCCAUGAAUCCAGGGGAUACGGUCUGGUGGCAUGCGGAUAUGUGCCAUGCAGUUGAUACCGAACACAAGGGCCAGGAAGAUUCCUCCGUGUUGUAUAUUGCUGCAACACCAUCGACGGACGAGAAUAUCCAGUAUAUUGACUCACAGUUGAAAGCUUUUCUACAUGGGUAUUUCCCACCUGAUUUCAGUGCAGAGGAUAGAGUUCAUAGCCUCGAACCGAAGUACAAGGGGUGGAAGGGUCAGGCCGGUAUAGUUUCCCCUGAAGGAAGAAAAGCAAUGAGAUUAGAUGUGAAGGCCUGA
Molecule: messenger RNA, 1326 nt
Organism: Talaromyces amestolkiae
Lineage: Eukaryota; Fungi; Ascomycota; Eurotiomycetes; Eurotiales; Trichocomaceae
Exons: 2
Coding region: 1-1326 (441 amino acids)
Source: RefSeq, a predicted model, not a curated record